AUGGAAUACUCUGUGGGGAUUUUAUUAUUGUGCUUGACCAUCAGUAGCUUUUUGGAUUAUUCUCUUGCUUGUCAAGGAUAUAAAUUGAAAGUUCACUACUUAAGAAAUUGCGGAGACAUCGAGAAAAAUGUCAUCAAAAUUCAAGAAAACUCGACCAUCAAAAUAACUAAAGAUUGCCAGAUAGUUCCAAAUUCAUGUGCUGAAACUGCUGGCUUCAAGACAGCGUUAGUUAAAUAUCAGGUGUCGAGGAAUAACAUUCCAAUCCUUAAGAAUCAACUUGACGCUUGCGAAAUGGUUACAAAAGUAACUGCGGAUAUGAGGAAUAUGAUGACACUUUUUGGAUUACCAAAUAAAUGUCCGAUUGAAGCUAUGAAGAAAUGUGACGAAGGCAAAACGGCAGACAUUGACAAAUUCAAGAAAUUCAUAAGUCUUGCUGUUGGUGGACCAAUAAAAAUCGAACUGAAAAUCGAUCAUGACAACGGAAAAACUUGUCUCGAAUCUGAAUUUGAAGUUGUGAAAUAAAUGAAAAUCAUUUCUUUUAAUAUACUUAGAGGAAUGUUUGGUAUAAAAUCUGCAACAAACAAUUCCUUAACAACAAUAAAGAAUUUUGAU
Messenger RNA from Clunio marinus, 612 nucleotides. Lineage: Eukaryota; Metazoa; Arthropoda; Insecta; Diptera; Chironomidae. The record is from the annotation of a GenBank genome assembly.